Messenger RNA from Chara braunii, 7631 nucleotides. The record is from the annotation of a GenBank genome assembly. Lineage: Eukaryota; Viridiplantae; Streptophyta; Charophyceae; Charales; Characeae.
CGGAGGAGGAGCAGAGGCGGCGUGCAGGAGGAGCGGAGGAGGCACGGAGGAGGAGGGGGCAGGUGGGGCGAAGGAGUGGAGGAGCCCCUCCUGAUCUCCACCUCCGUGUGACCUUCUUCCCCCGAUCCCCUUCCCUCUUUUCCUCCCCCCGAUCUCCAUCUGACCUCCUCCCUCCAUUCCGGCCUCCACCCGACUGCGGCUCGUUUUUUUUCAUUUCUUUCCGGUGGAUGUAAAUGCUGUAUUUCCUCUCUCUCUCUCUCUCUCUCUCUCUCUCUCUCUCUCUCUCUCUCUCUCUCUCUCUCUCUCUCUCCCCCCCACACCACCUUUUCCCAAUCUCUCCUGUUCGUUGGAUCCAUUGCCCUCACGGCAAAACUUCCGCAAAAGGCAUGAAAAAGCAGCUAUCCCGUAAUGGCAGACACAAUGAAACCGGCCGGAGGUGGUGCGGACGAGGCACGGAGGGGAGGCAGAGAAGCACAGAGGAGUGGAGGAGGCACGGGUGGAGCUGCGGAGGAGGUGGGACGGAGGAGCAGAGAAGCUGCAGAGGACGGGGGAAGGAGGAGCGGAGAAGCUGCAGAGGAGGAGGGGUGGAGCCUCGGAGGAGCGGAGAAGCUGCGGAGGAGGGCGGGAGGAGGUGCGGAGGAGCAGAGAAGCGGCAGAGGAAGGGGGGAGGAGGGGUGGAGGAGCGAAGAAGAUGUGGUGGAGGGGGGGAGGACAGGAGGAGCAGAGAAGCUGCAGAGGAUGAGAGGGGGAGGAGGGGAGGAGAGGACAAGAGGCACAGCGGAGAAGCUGCGGAGGAGGAGGGGCGGAGGUGCGGAGAAUGGCGGAGGAGCGGGGGAGGAGGGGUGGAGGAGCGGAGAAGCUGCGGAGGAGCAGAGGAGGAGCAGCUGUAGAGGUGGGCCUGAGGAGGAGCGGAGGAACAGCGGAGGAGCAGCGGAGGAGCAGCGGAGGAGCAGCGGAGGAGCAGCGGAGAAGGAUGGGCAGAGGAGUGGAGGAGGCAUGGAGGAGGAGCAUGGGAGGAGAGGAGGAGCGGAGGGGGCGCACAGGAGCGGAGGAGCAGUGGGGAAGGUGCAGAGAGGGAGCCCAGGAGGGGAGAAUAUGCAGAGGACGACGGGCAGAGGGGGUCCAGAGGAGCGGAGAAGCAGUGGAGGAGCAGCGGAAGAAGCGCAGAGGAUUAGCGGAGGAGGAGGGGCAGAGGAGCGGAGGGGAGUGGACGUCGAGUGGGGGAGCAGCGGAGGCGGCGUGGAGGAUGAGCGGGGCAGGAGGGGCAGAGGGGAGGAGGAUGAGCGGAGGAGGAGGAACAGGGGAGGGGAGGCGCAGCGAAGGAGAGGCACAGAGAAGCUGCAGAGGAUGAGUGGGGGAGGAGGGGCGGAGGCGCGAAGGAUGAGCGAAGGAGAUGGGGUGGAGGAGCAAAGAACCUACACGGGAGGCGCGGAGGAUGAGCCGGGGAGGGGCAAAGGAGAUGAGGAGGGUGGAGACGACCCAGGAGGGGUAUCCCCAUAUGUAGCCCCGUCAUUGGUUGCUAUCGUUUCCCUGGGCAUGCCGCUGUCAGGAGGGGUAUCAGCAGGGACUACUUUGCAUGUUCCUGUACAGACAGUGUUCACUCAAAGUCCGUCGCAGGUUGCAGUCACCACGCAGCCUGCUGUCUCGCAGCCUUUGCAGCCUCAGGGCACGCAGCCCCAGCAGCUAGCACCGCAACCUGUGUCACCGGGUCCACAGCCCGGAGUGAUGCAGGGACCGGGACAGACUCGGUGGGUUCCAAAGACGGCCAUCGCCGCUCCCAAGCCUUUUACAGGGGACAAGAGAGGCGAAGACCUCGACACAUGGUUGAGGGCAGUGCCGGUCUACGUCAGGUGUAAACUGACCUUACCGCACGAAGAAGUGCUUGUGGCUGCUUCCUACCUAGAGGGUAGUGCAGCAAGAUGGUUGAGUGGCUUAGUACAACUCCAGGGGUAUGGUCAUGACUUCCGCGCUUGGGCGGCCUCCCAGAAAUUGGAGGACUUCCUGAAGAUGGUGGAAGAGACGUGGCAUGAUCCUCAAGAGGCCCGAAGGGCCACUGAUGCGAUCCUUACACUGCACACACGGCAGUUUAAGUCAGUAAGGGAAGCCACCGACGCUGUUAAGCGUCUGAUCUGUGUCCCAGGUGUGCGCUAUGACCCCCAGGUCCUGCUGACUUCGUACUUGAGACGCUUUUCACAGCCUCUCAGGAACCAGUUGGCAAAAGAGGCCAAUAUCAACAUGCACAACUUUCCUUCGUUUAGCAAGGUGGCCCUAGACCUUGAGGCUAACAUAGGGCAUGGACAGGCACCCACUACGGAUGGGAGGAAGAAGACACUGCCUCCUAACUGGAAAGCGAAAGGUCGCUUGAUGUUUGUCGACAACGAUGGUUCAACCAUCGAGUUGGACGGCAACUUCCAGGAAGGAGUAGGUUCAAAGGCAGGCAGCGUAGACGCUUCAGAGGGUGGAGUAGUCGCUGCCGUUUCUCAAAAAGGAAAGGCGACCGGCAGACGCUGCGGAGGCUCCCGGUCUAGGAGUCAAGUUGACCCCAAUGCUCCUCCAUGGGAGAAAGCGGGUCUUACAAAGGACGUGUGGAGAGACCGUUACUCACGGCAGGCCUCUAUUCGUUGUGGUCAAUAUGGCCACAUCCAAUUCAAGUGCCACAACAAGAAAGUGACGGAAAAGAUCCCGCCUACGAUGGGGCAGGUGUUGGGAUCCUCUCAACCCGUUGGUAGCAAUGUUGCCAACACUUCAGGCAGCGAGCUUGAUGAGCUUCGCCGCCAACUCAAGGAACUCGUAAAGAAGGGUUGGAUCCGGCCGAGUGUCUCUCCUUAUGGGUCUCCAGUUCUAUUCGUGCCUAAGAAGAAGGAAGGUACUUUUAGGAUGUGCAUUGACUAUAGGGGCCUCAAUGCCAUCACUGUAAAGAACAGAGAGCCCCUACCUCGCAUCGACAAUCUGCUAGAUAGAGUGCAAGGGUGUCGGUACUUCAGUAAAAUAGAUCUGAAGUCCGGGUACCAUCAGAUUGCAAUCGGGCCCGAGGAUCAACACAAAACCGCCUUUCAGACCAGGUACGGUCUGUACGAGUUUGUGGUGAUGCCUUUCGGCCUUUGCAAUGCUCCUGGCACCUUUCAGCACGCUAUGAAUUGGAUAUUCCAUGACUACUUAGAUAAGUUUGUCAUCGUGUACCUCGAUGACAUACUUAUUUUUAGUAAGACUUUCGAAGAGCACGUUGCACAUUUGGACAAAGUCCUCAGCCUCCUGCGACAGCACAAUUUCAAGAUCAACUGUGAGAAGUGCGAGUUUGGCCGCACCCGUGUCUUGUACUUGGGUCAUGAGAUUUCCGCGGAAGGGUUGAAACCCAAUGACGCGAAGGUGGUCAGCAUUCGUGAUUGGCCACGUCCUCAGUCUGUGACUGAGAUGAGAUCUUUCUUAGGAAUGACAGGCUACUAUAGGACUUUCGUUAAGAACUAUAGCAUAGUGGCCACUCCUUUGACUGAUCUGACCCGCCUUAACACCCCAUGGGAGUGGACAGAUGAGUGUGAGGCUGCGUUCAGGCAUGUGAAGCAUGCGUUGACGCACUACGAGGUCUUGAAACUUCCUGAUCCUGACAAGCCGUUCAUAGUCACCACGGAUGCCAGCCAAUAUGGCAUUGGCGUCGUGCUCGCGCAACAGGAGGGGCCAAAGUUGAGGCCAGUAGAGUACAUGUCCAAGAAAAUGCCGUCUCAGAAGUUGGCUAAGUCCACCUAUGAGAAGGAACUCUAUGCGGUGUACAAGGCUCUCACCCAUUGGAGACACUAUCUCCUUGGGAGACCGGACUUUUCAGGUGCGCUGAUUAUUGAGUUCGAUCUGACGAACAAUGUUACUCAGUCUCUGGUGGAAGCCUAUCGCGAGGACCAGUUUAUGUCUGAGAUCGUACGCAGACUUGAGGCGAAGGACAAGAAGACUUCCGCCGAGUUUGAGUUGGUCAAUGGCUUGCUGUUCCUGGAGAAGGCAAGGAAUAAACGCUUGUGUGUUCCAAAUAGCGAGUCUUUGCGUAGUUUGUUUUUAGGAGAGUUUCAUGAUGCCACCGGUCAUUUUGGGUAUAAGAAGACCGCAGCCAACUUGGUGCAGCGGUUCUGGUGGCCCACGAUGAUGCGAGAUGCCCAGUUGUAUAUGGAGACUUGUCAAGUUUGUCAACGGGACAAGCCACGUACUCAGGCUCCUCUUGGGCUUCUGAAGCCCCUUUCGGUUCUGGAACGGCCUGGUGAGAGUCUGUCCAUGGAUUUCAUGGAUACUCUGAUCACCAGCAAGAGUGGGAUGUGUCACAUCUUCGUCAUCGUGGAUAGAUUUAGUAAGUAUGCUAGGUUAGUAGCCAUGCCGGAAACAGCAAAGACGGAGUACGUGAUCAGAAUGUUCAAAGAAAACUGGGUUAGAGACUUUGGUUUACCAAAGUCUAUUGUCAGUGAUAGGGAUGUCAGGCUCACUAGCGAGUUGUGGAAGGCCGCUGCUGCAGAGCAGGGCACUCAGUUGCAAAUGACUUCUGGGAAUCACCCUGAGGCCAACGACCAGACCGAGCAACUGAACCGCGCUGUACAACACCUGUUGAGGCAUUACAUCAAGCCCAACCAGGUGGACUGGGAUGAGAAGCUUGCUCUCAUCGCCAGUCUGUACAACAAUGUGGUACACAGCGCCACCGGGGUGAGCCCGAACAGUUUGCUAUUGACUUUCAAGCCUAGACUACCCUUAGAUUUUCUCCUUCCUGAGAAUCAGUCAACUGCUGCACUAGGUACUUUAGAAUUUGCUUACUGUUAUGAACAGAAGAUGCAGCAGGCUGUAGAACAAAUGCAAAAGGCACAGGCAGCAAUGAUAGAGUCUGAAAACAGACACCGCUGGCCUUCUACAUUUCAGGUUGGGGAUAGGGUCUGGGUUAAGUCUUCACAACUGGGACAGGAGUACGGGAUCUCCCGCAAACUAAUGCCCCAGUACUUUGGACCUUGGGAAGUCUUGGACAUCGUCGGGACAGAUCCAGAUGGGCCAUCUUACGUUAUCCGGAUUCCUGGUCAUCUCUGUACUUACCUUGUCUUUCACGCCUCCAAGCUGGCACCUUUCAAAGAGACUAUUCAGUUUCCAUCUCGUCGCUCAAUGCUGCCCCCAACCAUGGACGAAGAGUGGACAUCGAUGAUAUUGUGGAUCACAGAGAGCUGCCCGUAUCAAGACCCGCAGGGCACGGUCAGGCCUCGCAGCAUAGAGGCCGACCUCUGCCCACCGGUACAAAAGUACCGGUCCAGCCUCAGUSAGGCUAUCGACCUACCGGCAUUCUACCGGUACGGUGUUUUCAAUGGGCCGGACACGAUCAGUAGCACGGUGGCCACCAUCAAGACGGACAUCACCAAGCUGCAGACGAAACCGGACGCCACUACGAAGAACUACAAGAUGCCGCACUUCGACAUCAGCAAGUUCGACGACCACAACAAGACGGACGCUUUGGCAUGGUGGCAACGUUUCCUCACGGAAGCAUCCUACCGCACUGUCCCGGACGACUAUCUGAUGAAGGCGUUAUACUUACAGCUGAUUGGAGGAGCGCAGGCAUGGAUGAACCAUCUGGCGGCUACCCAUACAUGCACCAUCGCCGAACUUCACACGCACAUUACGUGGAAGGAUUUCGAGAAACUAUGGUUCACCCGGUUCAUGGUCCACAACGUCAUGAAGGCAGCCAUGAACGAGGUGUACACCUGCUCUCAAGGGAGUAUGCCAACUCGAGACUGGACAACCAAGUGGCAGAAGAUAGUGACCACGCCAGGCUUCGAUUUGAGCUUUCCAAAUCGACGAUCCGAGUUCUUCUCGCGAUCGUGCGCAGGAUUGCGGUCGGCACUCGGUAACGAGUACGACUAUACCUCGUUCCAGGCUAUCCUGGAUCGCGCAAACCUGGUCAUCCAAACGGACGACAAGGCCGCUACGAGAAACACUCCCAGCCACAUUAUGUGGCCAAGCAGGGCUAUCAACUAUAGAGACGUCUUCGAGGCUCCCACCGGAACGGUUCUGGAUCGGCCCAUACGUCACGGGAUCACUCUCGAGGCUGGCACCGUCCCUCAGCGUGGAUGUAUCUACCGCAUGAGCGAAGAGGAACUCGAGGUGCUUCGCGCACAACUCGAUGACCUUCUCGACAAGGGCUGGAUUCGCCCUAGUUGCUCGCCAUACGGUCCCCCUGUUCUCUUUGUCCGGAAGAAGAACAAAGAUCUACGGCUAUGCAUCGAUUAUCGGAAACUUAACGCACAAACCGUAAAGAACGCCGGCCCUCUCCCUCGGAUUGAUGAUCUUCUUGAGCGGUUAGGCGGCGCGACGUACUUCUCGAAGUUGGACUUGAAGUCAGGUUACCACCAGAUUGAAAUCCAGCCUCAAGACCGGUACAAGACCGCGUUCAAGACGCGGUACGGGCAUUUUGAGUGGGUUGUCAUGCCCUUUGGCCUCACCAAUGCCCCCGCGACUUUCCAAGCAGUGAUGACGACUGAGUUUUGCGACUUUCUCGAUCGCAGUGUCCUCAUCUACCUUGAUGACAUCUUGGUUUACAGUAGGACGCUGGACGAACACAUCAUACACCUUCGCGUUGUUCUGGAUCGUUUGCGACUAGCCAAGUACAAAGCGAAUCUCGACAAGUGCGAAUUCGCCAAGCAAAAGCUUGAGUACUUGGGUCAUUUUGUCACGCCGAAAGGCAUUCGUCCCUUAGUGGACAAGAUCCAAGCCAUCGUGGAUUGGCCGGAACCCCGUUGCACGACGGAUGUACGCUCUUUCAUGGGUUUGGCUGGAUAUUAUCAGCGAUUCGUCGAGUCAUACUCAAAAGUGGCCGCUCCUUUAUCAAGACUUCAGUCCUCGAAGGUGCCCUUCGAGUUCGACGACGCAGCCCGUGGCGCGUUCACUACGUUGAAGGCAGCGAUGCAAGCCGCACCUGCCCUCCGUAUAUACGACCCCACCCUUCCCACCCCAGUGACUACGGACGCUUCGGGAUACGGUAUUGGCGCGGUGUUGGAACAGUGUCACGAGGACGGUUGGCAUCCGGUCGAGUAUUUCUCCCAAAAGGUGCCUCUCAUAAACACUCUCGACGACGCUAGAAAGAAAGAGCUACUCGCGUUCGUUGCCGUUCUCAAACGGUGGCGCCACUUUCUUCUCAGUCGUCGGCGUUUUAAAUGGAAUACGGACAACAAUCCGUUGACCUUUUACAAAACGCAGGAUACGGUCACUAGCACGAUCGGUCGAUGGAUGUAUUACAUCAACCAGUUCGACUUUGACCCGUGCCACAUUCCCGGUCCCGCCAAUCGAGCUGCGGACGCCCUCUCACGACGGCCUGACUUUUGUGCCAUUGUGACCAUGGCAUUCGACCUCGAUGACGAUCUGCAGCCGCAUUUCGUCAAAGGCUACAAGUCCGAUCCGACUUACUCUACGAUUUACGCGGAGCUUUCAUCGGAUCACCCGCCGGCUAGCCACUAUCGGAUUUCCGAUCGGUUCCUUCUCCUUCACACGAGAGGAAAGGACUUGUUAGUUGUGCCCCAAGAACGCAUCUUACGGACUCGUCUUCUGGGCGAAGUCCACGACGCAUGACUUUCGGCACACCUUGGCGUGAACCGCACAYUAGCACGCCUCCGCCAGCGUUAUCACUGGCCCGA